Molecule: messenger RNA, 1509 nt
Organism: Chenopodium quinoa (quinoa)
Lineage: Eukaryota; Viridiplantae; Streptophyta; Magnoliopsida; Caryophyllales; Amaranthaceae
Exons: 4
Coding region: 762-1304 (180 amino acids)
Biological process (GO): proteolysis
Molecular function (GO): cysteine-type peptidase activity
Source: RefSeq, a predicted model, not a curated record
GAGCUUUUGGUGGUGGUGGUGGUGGUGGAGGUGGGUCAUAUGUGAGUGAUGGUGCUGGUGGUAACAGAAACAAUGAGGCGAACACCGCAACAAACGGCAGCCUUAUUAAGGGUCUACCGAAGGACGUUUUGAUAGUUGCUCCAGAGGAUCAGCCGAACGAUGGUGAUGUUAAUAAAAAAGGCGGUGAAGAGGACUUGGUUCCGAAGUCGAAAGUUGUAGAUGGUGUUGAGUGUAGUCGACAAACUCCUUUUGACAAAGCUUUGUUGGCUUUUGUCAGGGCUUGGAAGGAGGCUAAGGAUGAAAAUUACCCUGGGCCGACAAUUAUUGAGUGCGAUGGUAUGGAUGCUACUCAAAGAGAUUGUUAUCGGCUUAUUGGGGGGAGAGCGCGGCUUGGUGAUCAGUAUGUCCGCAUGGCCUCUGUGCUUUACACAAAGGAAUGGAGUGAAACAUAAUUCCCGUUGUCUGGCAAGCGAAUUCUAUUGGACCCUACUUAUGCAGUAUAUCAACAACAUAUAUGUUAUUUGCUUAUUUAUUAAGGGUUUUUAACAUCUAGUUGUUGUUGCAAUUCAAUUUUUAAUUGUUUUCCCAGACAAGGCUAAUGCAAAAGAAAAAAGAUUAUGCGGAUUCGGCAAAGAUCCAUGGGAAGGCCUUCUGUUCACAUGACCUGGACGAUAUACGCGUUGUGAGGUUCCUCACCUGUUCUUGUGUAAUUUAAUUAUUGCGUUCAUGUUUCACUGAGUUUGAGCUUAUUGUAGGUAUUCAUGCCGGUACUUGAUUUGUCUGUAAAGGAUGGUGACCAUUGGUGGUGCUUAGCAGUAGAUUUUGUGGAGAAGCAAAUUUGGAUAAUUGAUUCUCUUGUGAAAGAACCCUUUGAAGCUCAUGCAGACAUAGUUACGGAGUUGGUUAGUCUCUCUAACACAAUUACAGGGUUCAUGUUGAAAUUCUGGCAUUUGAUUUGGUGGUGCUCUAUUAAUAUACAGGUUCAGGACCUGGAUGUGCUUGCUGGUUCAAAUCGGCAAUGGGUCCUUGAUCAGAUGUGCAAUUGUCCACAUAGAGUAAUGGAAAUGCCCCAGCAAACGGACACUUACUCUUGUGGUGUGCUUAUGCUGUCAUGCAUCAAACAUUGCGCUGUAACUUUUUAUACUCCUCAUGUACUGGAGAAGUCUAUCAAUAUACGGACCAAGAUUUUUCUCGAAGAUUUGCAUAGCAAGUUCAAUGCCAUGAAGGUGAACCUGAAGGGUCUAAUUAAUGAAGAUCGAAGAGGAGCAGGGAAGAGGAAUGGGUCAGUAACAACAACUCAGUAGAAGACUUAGUUGUUUCUAGUAGACAAUGUUUCAAGGUUGAAUUUUCAGAGUCUUGAUACUUAUGUUUUAAUUGACUAUUAAGAUGUGGGCCUUGUUAAGAUAUAUUUUGUUCCUUAUUAUAUUAGGGCCUUGAUGGCUCAUUUAGAAUUUGGGUUUGGAUUUGAAGACAUGCCUUUUUGAAAAUGGGUCCUAGAUAUUAAUGUGG